AGAACCCCCACGAACUCCUCUUCCUCUUCCUGUUCACUCAUCAGUUUAUGAUAAAAAAGUUCACCAGUUGAAUGUUUGGCUCGUUCUCGGUGUGAUCUGCACGCCGAUGACUUGCUUUGGCUGAACUGUUCCUUUAAUGUUCCUCUCAGAGCCCAUGUGCUACGACUGGGGCGAGUCCAGCGUGGGGGCGGUCUCUGUCGUGGAGGGCGAGGUCGGUUGGCUCUCCUGUCCUCUUUUCUCUCAUCCCUCUGUCUACAACUACACCUCCACCCAGAGCGCCGGGCACAACCUCUUCUGGUACCGCCUCCCCGAGGGCCACGACCUGGAGCAGCCAAUCACGUACAGCUCGCGGCUCAGCAAAGACAGAGAGAGACUUUUUCUGCAGCCGGCCAUCGCCGACGACACCGGCCAGUACAUCUGCAUGCUGCGUAACAAGUCCUCCUGCAGUAAGAUCGCCAUCCGCCUCAAAGUGUUGCAGCCGGACGACGUCGUUAAGUGUGGGCUUCCAGUUGCUGUGGCACCGAUUGAGGACUUGAUCCCUUUGCAGGAGGGGAAGACGUUGGACUGUCCAGACCUGCAGGACGCCACCAAGAUGUCAGAGAGCACGCCAAAGGUCCAAUGGUACUUUGCGGCGCACCUGGUGUGUGGCUGGUAUCCGUUCUGGGACAGCGACAGGGAGCAGAAAGGAAACAGUCUGCAGGUUCACCUCAUGAUGGAACAAUAUCAGGGUUUGUAUUACUGCAGAGUCCAGUACCAGAGGAGGAACCAAACACUCAACUUUACCAGGAGCAUAAACGUCACCGCCAUCUUGCCCCUCUCGCUGCCCAAAGAGCCCAGCAUCAUGAACCCGACAAAUGACCAGAUCUUCACUGUCAAAACAGGCACCGAGGUGCGUCUGGUGUGCAGAGGUCAGCUUCCGUUUGUCCUGGACAAACCCUCGCGGGAGAUCUGGUGGACGGUUGAUGGGAAGACGCUGGACAAACUUCCUGAUCGAUUCAAACAAAUUAACAGGGUGGUGAGAGACCACUUCAGGGACCUGACUAUCGAGAGUAUCCUCGUGAUCCAGGAUUUCCAGUCCCAAGACAUGAAGCGAGAGUUUUACUGCUCCGUGAAGAACGAGCGAGGCUUCGAUACACGCAGAGCUCAGCUGGAGGAGGAAGUGUCGCUGCCCACCGUGGAGCUGGGCUGCGGCCUCGGCGUCACUCUGCUCCUCAUGCUGAUCCUCUUUGUGGUUUAUCAUGUCUUCUGGCUGGAGCUGCUGCUGCUCUAUCGCUCCUGGUUCGGCACAGACGAGCGGCACACAGAUGAUAAGGAGUUCGACGUGUACAUUUCCUAUGCGAGGAACAGCGAGGAGGAGCAGUUUGUUCUGUUGACGCUGCGCAGAGUCCUGGAGAACGAGCUCGGGUACUCGGUGUGCAUCUUCGACCGAGACAGCCUGCCUGGUGGGACCAUCACAGAUGAGACUCUGAGUUUUCGUGGGUCUCGCAGCAGGCGCCUCCUGGUGGUUGUCAGCCCGGCACGCCCGCAGGGCUCCCAGGCUCUGCUGGAACUCAAGGCCGGCAUUGACACCAUGGCACUAGCCGGGCACCUGCGGGUGAUCCUGGUCCAGUACAAGCCGGUCCGGAGGAAGGGUUGGGUCAGGGAGCUGAGGCGGGCCCGGGUGGCCCUGGCGCUGGUUCGAUCAGGGGACAAGUCCAGAGAGCUGUCGUCACGCUUCUGGAAGAGGCUGAUGGAGUUGCCCGUGAGGAGGGUUAGCAGCCGAGGGAGGGACGAAGAAGAGAGCAAGGAGGUGGCGCUGAUGAGACUUCACAGUCAGAACAGUACAAACUCCCAAACGGGGCUCAUCAGCAACACCAUCAAAGACCCGCAGAAAGUCCUGAACUCUGCAGCGUAGCAGCAGCUCUCUGAGAACAGUUACACCUUUAAAGUUACAGCUGAUGGAGCUCAGCAUGGGGAAGGCUCGUGUUUUCUCUGAAUGAGAGUUAUUAUAGUCAUGUUUUAGACCAGGACCAACUCAGACUUAUUCAUUUUAUGAAACAAAGUUUCAUUUUCCCUUUAAAGAUGUGAAAAAGUCCACAGCCAUGCUAGCAGCUCUGUCAGUAUUUACACCAGAAAGCAUUUCCCAACAACAAGCUAAUGUUUUUAUCAGUGUUGCAUUAUGAACAAUGCUAAACUUUUCAUGUAAAAUGGCACGUUUCAGCGCCCUGGGUUAUUGAGACUGUGCUCCAGCCUCGCUUCCUCUUCAGGUGAUGUUUGGCCAAAACCACUUACAGAUACCCACGAGGUUUCCUUUGCCCACCGUGCAACGACACAUGAUGUCAUAGUGUGACUUGUUUUGGAGAAAGUUUCAGUUUUAAAUGUGACAGUCGCAUUUUUAACACAAAACCACAAUAUUUGCUGAAGCCAACCAAAUUCCUGAUGCCUGAAGCUAGCUGCGUAGUUCUUGGUGCUUAAAUAUAACAGUGAAGUCUUGACUGUGCUUUUGUGGUUGACAGAGAACACCAUAUGAGUUCAGUAGUCAAGUCUAUUUAUAUGAACCAUAUAAUCAUUGACCAACAGGCUGCACAAUAACCAAAACCUCCCAAAUGGUACAAAAUAGUUCAAGUAAUUUAAAAACUGUUAAAAAAAAUACAGUUGGAAUGAACUAUGAACCAAGCUCCUUGGAAUUUUACAAAAACUGUGUAAAUUUUUACAUCUAGCUGAGAACAGAUGACUGGCUGCUCGAUACCUUUGGUGCAGGUCGAGCCCAGCACUUGAAGCUCAGAGGAUAGAUGUCCAUGUAUGUGUGAGUCGUAUUUCACAGUAAUCAUCUAACAGCUGUGGAGAUAUUUAAAAAAGAAAAUGUAAAUCUCACGAUGGUUCAUCUUUGUGGAAACUGUGAUUGUUUGAAGUGGUUCAUUAAACAUCGACGUUCAAGCGUGGAUGUUACCGUCCUUACUGCAAAGCUGCUAGCAUGGCUAAAAAUGAGCUCCAGACUAACUUUUUAAACGUUUAGUUCAUUAGUUAAAAUGCUGAAAGCACCCCUAGAGGCUGCAGUGUUCAUUACAACAACAGUAAGUCUGUUUUCUCAGUCCUGGAGCUAAAGUCACGGUGCCAUUAAAGCUGGUCGCCCUCGUAUGGAGAGCAGGAGGAGGACGAUGCAGGUGCUCCGCUAGAAGUGUUUGUUGGAAAUGUGGAUAUUUUAAAGGUUUUCAGUGUCACUCAUUUUCAUUCAACUUUGAUAUUAGCUGCCAUUUCAUCAUCUACAGUAUCCACUCAUUAUCACGUGCGUCAUUAUCACAUUCAUGUAUUUCAUGUAUUUUGUUUGUCCAGAGUUAAAAACUUUGAAGACGUUUGUGCUUUCUAAACUGGUGCUUUAUAAAAGAGGUUUGGUUUUACUUUAACUGUAUUUUGUGCAAACAUGCACAAAAUAGGCUUAAACACAUGUUAAUCAAAUCGUAACACACAGUUAACACACUAAUAGACUAUAGAGGUGGAUUAAAAUUAAGCUCUGUAUCUGUAUCAUGUUAGCAUUCAGUGUUAGGUAGAUAUGGGUUCAGUCGUUUUUUACUACAUAUCCUAUAAUAACCAGUAUCAGAAUACAGUGACCUGUUGGUGGGACUGGUGGAGAGGUUUAGGAUAACAAAGUGGGUAAGAUUCAUCCUCGGGGGGCCACGAUGACCAUCUAUACAAAAUUCAUUCAAAUCCAUACAAUGGAUGCCAACACAUCACACGUGCCACAGAUGGGCAGCAUUUCCAUUUAUAUAUCUGUAUGUCCUCUGUAGCUGAAUGUAGUCGUAAUUUUAAUUGGUUACAAAGAGCACAACACCUGCCUAAUGAGCAGGUCACUAGCAGACUUCCACAAUCACCUAUAGUUUGUAUGAAAGAUACUGACUUAUCUGAAAAUACCCACUAAAUAACCACCAGGCAGUCGUAAAACUUAAAGUGCGACACAAACUGGAAAUGAAUAAAGUUUGCCUUCAAAGUAAAAGUUAUGCCUUACCACUGAAAUCCACUCAAAGAGUACAACUUUUACUUUGAAGGCAAACGUGGCAACAAGUGAUUUCGUUACCACUCAGUAGUUGACAGUGUUUUCAGACAAAUCGGCCACUUUCAUUCAAAGUACGUACAGCUACAGUAAUCCAAGGCAAUCACGAGGUCUUUGGUACAACCAGUUUCACCCAGUAACAGCAACCUCCAGGAACCAGUCAGGGAACACCCACAUGAUGUGUGCUUGCACACAUGUAACAUAGAAGCAGAUUCAGCUUGGAUAGUUGUGACGUUGAGGUGUUUUUUGCACAGACGCCAGCAGAGAGGUAAAGCUGGGUGUCAUCUGCAUAGAGGAGUUAUCAUACUAAACAACACAUUACAAAGGAAAACCAAGUAUGGAUUCAUGCACUGCAGGUUUUAGAUAUCAGCAUUGAAUACACGUAACCUGAUAUCUGUUUGUUAAUUACUGUGCACUUUCUUUAUUUUCCACUUUAUAUUUGAUAUUUCAACAAUAAAUCAGCUCUCAUUGUUUGUUUUUUCUUACUAAAAUAUGCUACGCUGUUUAUCUCUAACCUGAAAAAUCAGUAUUGUAAUGAGAGACUGCAUCCUGCACUUUGUCACGCUCUGAACUGUAUAUUUUAUUUCUUUUUUUGGUAUAAAAGUCUUUUCCUUUCAUCAUCA
This is a messenger RNA of Oreochromis aureus, 4650 nucleotides long. Its product is annotated as interleukin-1 receptor accessory protein. NCBI's taxonomy places the organism in Eukaryota, Metazoa, Chordata, Actinopteri, Cichliformes, Cichlidae. Gene Ontology annotation, biological process: signal transduction. The record is from RefSeq and is a predicted model, not a curated record.